CUUUCCUAUAUCAUCUGCCCUCAUCAAUUUGUUGUUUUUAUUUCCUCGACCUGUUUCCGUUCCAAUCCAUCUAUCUAUCCAAAAUUAAUGUCGAUUCUCGACUCCUGAACAUCUUUACUGAAGCUAAUCGGCAGCCUCAUUAAUGGAGCGGGAUAAGCUGUACCCGGAAAUUCCUACCGAAGAAUACGUCUCUUUGGAGUCUAGGGUUUCUCUUCUUGCAAUCGGAGGAGAACAUAAUAACCAGAAACCCUUUUUCGAUUCGGUAUCUGGGGAAACUGAGAAAUCCUGCGAGAACAUAAUUUCUACUGGGACUAUUGGCUCUUCGAACCAUCACAAGAGUCAGCCCUUAGAUUGUGAUGCUCAGAUACCUAGGGAAAGUGGAGAGAAGAAUCAUGGGCAGAGUGAUUCUAAUGCUAGCCAAAAGAAACAAGGCAGAUAUUUCUAUUAUGACUCACCACUUUCUGAAGAAACUGGGAUAUGGAUACCUGUUUCUGUUCCUCCCAUGUUUGAAAGUGAGCAUGAAGAAUGGGCCAAAGGCUUUGGGUCCAAUGGGGGUUACUUUCCGGAAGGAGAUAUGGACUGGAAUCAAUUCAUCGGAGAAGACAAAGAGCUGACCAUGUGGGAUGUGGUGGUUGAGAUGCUGCUUGCAGCCCGUGGGAAAGUAACUGCUCUUGCCUCCAGUGAUAUCCAUGGGUGUAGGAUUUCCUGGAUGUCGAGCCAUCUCCUUGAACAAGCUUGGGAAGAGAUGGCUCAAACUCUCACGGAAGCAAACUUUGGUAAUGCAAAGGAAAUUCUUGAAAUGGAGCCACCUAAAUGGUUGUUUGACAGUGCUGCUUCUGCUUGCAUGCUGUGUAGUGUUCGAUUCCAUCCCAUCAUGUGUUCUAGGCAUCACUGCCGGUUUUGUGGUGGGAUAUUUUGUAAUGACUGCUCAAAAGGAAGGAGCUUGAUGCCAGUAAAGUUCCGCAUGGGCGAUCCACAAAGGGUUUGCGAUGUCUGCUGCGUGCGGCUUGAGUCUGUUCAGCCUUACUUAAUGGAUCAAGUAAGUCGUGCUUCACAAUUGCCCACACAGGACCUUACUGACCUCAGUACAUUGAGAUCAUGGGUAAACUUUCCAUGGGGACAGUCAAUGGAAUAUGAGAUUUACAAGGCCACGAACACAAUUCGGGGUUAUAACAAGGUGGGUGUACUCAAACCUGAAAGGUCAAUUCCAGAUUCGAUUUUGAGCCAAGCAAAAGGCCUUGCAAUACUUACUGUUGUGAAAGUUGGCAUGAUGGUUACCUAUAACGUUGGAACGGGGCUUGUAGUUGCUCGUAGAGAAGAUGGGUCAUGGUCUCCACCCUCUGCAAUUUCCUCAUUUGGUGUUGGAUGGGGAGCUCAGGUUGGAGGGGAGUUGACUGACUUUAUAAUUGUAUUGAGGACAAAAGAAGCUGUAAAGACAUUUGGUAGCACUGUGCAUCUCUCAGUUGGAGCAGGUUUAAGUGCAGCGGUUGGCAUUGUUGGACGUAAUGCUGAAGCUGAUUUACGUGCUGGUGAUGGUGGUUAUGCUGCUUGUUAUACCUAUAGUUGUAGUAAAGGUGCGUUUGUUGGUUGUUCGCUUGAAGGGAGCAUGGUAACCACACGCACACUGGAGAAUUCACGAUUCUAUGGUAGUUCGUCCAUCAAUGCAUCAGACAUUCUUCUUGGGUCAUUGCCAAGGCCCCCUGCAGCUGCCAUUCUCUAUCAUGCACUUGCCGAUCUAUAUCGUAAGUUUGAGGGAUGACUCGGUUGAUUUGGCAAAAUCACCAGGAAAAAUAUUCCCUGGCUAGGAUUCACUUGAUGAUUUUAUGUGCAGCUCAAAAGAAUUCAGAAUUCACGAUGUCAAUUCUUUGUUUCAAUGUAAAGUAAUUAGAUUGUGAAGGUGGUUGUACAGCAUGAAAUUUCAUUGAAGGGAAAAAAGAAAAAGUCCACUUACAUUUGGAAUGGCUGCAAUUGUGUUUAUAACUGGGGCAGAGAAUUCACUAGCCAGUAUUAAUUGUACAUAUAUGCUGUUACCAACUGAUUUUAUGGAGGAAAUAAAGUUGUGAUAAUAAUAUGGGUUCAACAAAAA
Messenger RNA from Telopea speciosissima, 2086 nucleotides. RefSeq lists its product as uncharacterized. The record is from RefSeq and is a predicted model, not a curated record. Bases 143 to 1759 code for a protein of 538 amino acids. Lineage: Eukaryota; Viridiplantae; Streptophyta; Magnoliopsida; Proteales; Proteaceae. Gene Ontology annotation, molecular function: metal ion binding; phosphatidylinositol binding. The transcript is spliced from 5 exons.